This is a messenger RNA of Gryllus bimaculatus (two-spotted cricket), 900 nucleotides long. The record is from the annotation of a GenBank genome assembly. Lineage: Eukaryota; Metazoa; Arthropoda; Insecta; Orthoptera; Gryllidae.
AUGCGCCCGGCGCACCGGGGCUUCCCGAGACUGGGCACGGAGCGGCCCUUCGGUAAAUUGAAAGUAUUAAGAGGCGGCGCCGCGAGGCACUCCGGCGGAGAGGUGGUGGCGCUCGGGCGCCUUAACAUUCCUCGUUCGCCCUCGGCAGCGCGCGUGGACGCGGCGCGCGACUCUUUACGGCCCGCGCCGCGGGGAGGGCUGCCACGCUCGCCUCAUUUGCAUGAUGGCGAAUCAUCAAUUGCACUCAACAUAACUUUAAAUGUUGUCUGUGUUUCUGAAGAUAUAUCUGCUGGAAUGCUUACUAAAAAUUUUGUUCGCUCCCACAAUAAACUAAACCUCUCCUCUAGUCAGCUGGGCACAAUCGGCAUCCCCACUGGGCUAGUGGACCUCAGUCCAGACCUGGCGGUGGUGCAGGAAGGCAGCUUGUGCUUGGCGGGCACCAGCCUCUUGGCGCGCACGCUGCUGGUGGUGCCGCUGGCGCGCGCGCUGCCCGCGUGGUCGCUGCCGGCGCGCGUGUUCGGCGCUGACAUCUGGGCGGCGCUGCUGGGCUCGGUGGCGGCGUACGCGCUGGCGUGGCGCGUGGUGGCGGGCGAGUCGCUGGCCGCCAGCGCCGCCUGCGUCCUGCUCACCUCCGCCGUCGUCACAGCCAGCGUGUACCAGGGCGACGCGAGCGACCUGCUGGCGGCGGCGGCUCCGGGGCUGUUGGCCGCGCGCGCGCUGGGCCUGGCCACGGUCCGCGUGCGCGCCGGCCGCUUCCAGUACUGCGCCGCCUCCGCCGCGCACGCCGCCGCCCUCGCCCUCGCCACCACCGCCGCCAUCGCGUACAUCACCUUCUGCGAGAACCAGCAGAUUUCCUUCUGGAUUAACGGCGAGUGGCAUGGAGUAAAUAAUCAACUAUGA